AUUUGAUUUUUUUUUUUUUUAAAUUGAUUAUUUUAUUUACUUCGAAAAUAUAGCUUUUGGCAAAAUUAAAAACAACUUAAAGCAAACAUAAUUAAUAAUGGCGGGCAGUAAACUUUCCCAACUCUUUGAAACAGAAAAGAAAUUUCCUGUCACGCAGCCAAAGUUUAUAUUGAUUGGAGCUAGUUUACCACGCACAGGAACCCAAUCUCUGAUGGUUGCUUUGCAAAUUCUUUUACAGGGAAAAGUGAUGCACAUGAUACAUAUAGGCCAAUAUGAGAAUCAGUUUUUGAAAAUAUUCAGCGGGGAUGCAACCGAUAACGAGUUCAAAAAUUUUUUUUUAGAAAAUGGUUUUUUAGCUGCAGUUGACGCUCCGUUUUGUUAUCAUUACAAGCAAGCUAUGCGUGCUUUUCCUGAAGCCAAAGUUCUAUUAACUACCAGAGAUCCAAUAAAAUGGAGCCAAUCUGUGAGAGAGAAUGUGUACAAAAUUUGGUACGUUUUAAACAGCUUUCCAACUAAUGUUUUUCACUUUAAAAUAUUUGAUCAGUACUUGUGGCCUACUUCAUAUAUGGGUAAAAAAUUUAGUCACCUCUGGCAUUUUAUGGACAAAGUUAGAAAAGGAGAAGAAAUAUCUUAUUUUAACGAUUACAAUAAGGAGGUUAAAAAGGCUGUACCAGUAGAGAGGUUGCUUGAGUAUAAUGUUGCUGAGGGAUGGGAACCACUAUGUUCGUUUUUAAAUGUUCCGAUUCCAAACUGCAAGUUUCCUCAUCUUAACGAAUCAAAAGAUUUUCAGUUAAUAAUUCUUUCCAUAAAAAUUCGAUCCUGGAUUUUGUUUGCACAAUUAAUAACUUUACCAUUAUGCAUUGGAGGAUUUAUUUAUAUUUUAAAACAAUAAUUUCGCAUAGAAAUAAAUAAUUUUUACAAA
Molecule: messenger RNA, 922 nt
Organism: Hydra vulgaris (swiftwater hydra)
Lineage: Eukaryota; Metazoa; Cnidaria; Hydrozoa; Anthoathecata; Hydridae
Source: RefSeq, a predicted model, not a curated record